UUAGUGCUAUGGUAUUUUAGUCGUUUCGUGUUAUUUAAAGGAAAGAGUUUAACUCUCUUAAAAUGCAUCUACUUUUUAUUCUUUGCCUUAUUUGUUUCAUAUUUGGUUCUGUUUCGCCUCUAAAAGAUCCAAUCUGCGAUGAUGAGGUAUAUGGCAUCGGGUCGUGUAAUGCUUUAAUUGAGCGAAUAAGUUAUAGAAUUCGUGGAAAUUCGUGUGGAUCGAGAACCUUUGCAGGCUGUGAAACAGUAGGAACUUUUUUCAAAAGCAUAAAAGAAUGCGAAGAUAAAUGCAAAAUGUAAUACUAUUGGUAAUUAAAAUAUUCCCUUUAUUAAACAUGUCUACAAAUUUUGGUAUAAAAUACCUUGACACGAAAUAAAAUAUAAAGGAAAACUUUUCAUGUUACAAUUGAA
This is a messenger RNA of Drosophila elegans, 410 nucleotides long. RefSeq names its product chymotrypsin inhibitor SCI-I (gene Sfp23F). The record is from RefSeq and is a predicted model, not a curated record. Bases 63 to 299 code for a protein of 78 amino acids. NCBI's taxonomy places the organism in Eukaryota, Metazoa, Arthropoda, Insecta, Diptera, Drosophilidae. Gene Ontology annotation, molecular function: serine-type endopeptidase inhibitor activity. The transcript has 2 exons.